Molecule: messenger RNA, 1823 nt
Organism: Labrus bergylta (ballan wrasse)
Lineage: Eukaryota; Metazoa; Chordata; Actinopteri; Labriformes; Labridae
Gene: slmapb
Product: sarcolemma associated protein b
Cellular component (GO): cytoplasm; myosin filament; myosin II complex
Molecular function (GO): actin filament binding; microfilament motor activity
Source: RefSeq, a predicted model, not a curated record
UCGCAUGUGAAAAAAUCUGAUAGUUGGAGAAGAGUUCUUCAUGUCAGGGACUGCUGUAGGCUCAGCACACAGAGAACUGACGCUCCUGGAUCACUUGAGAUAAGCAAAUGGAUGAGAAAGAGCUGAGUGACCCCCUGAAUAACUUAUCACUUAUCAGAGAUGACUUGACCAGGUCAAACAUGGGUUCAUCUGGUGAAUCAGAAAAGAUUAUCCAGCGCUUGAAUGAUGAACUCCGAGGAGCCCAGGAGCUAGCUAACACUGAGAAGCACAAAAGCAUGGAGCUACAAGGUAUCCUGGAGGAAGAGAGAAAAGACAACAAACAACAAGCUGAUGAUUCUGCCAAACAGAUCAAACUUCUUCAAGGCCAGCUGCGACAGCUCCAAGAUGAAACUGAAGCUCUCAGAGAGCAGAUAGAUGUCUCCUCCAGUUCACACGAUGAGCUACAAAGAGCACGCGAUGAGGUGAAGGCGCUGAAACGUGCCCUUGAGGCAUCUACUGCUGAGCGAGACCGUGAUGUUGCCGCCAUCCAGACUAAUCUGUCAACUGUGUCCAAGGACCUGGACAAGUGGCGUCAGACUGCAAACAGAUACGAGCAUGAGAUUGACAACCUACAGCGCGACCUCCAGCAGCAGAGUAAACAGUGGCAGAAAACUGCAGAAAUUCAAGCCAGUGAGCUGCAGUCCAUGCAGGUGGAGUGUAACGGCCUUCAGAAGGAGUGUUCUGCCCUGCGAUCUGAAAAACAAGACAUCGUGAACAAGCACCAGAAGGAAAAGAGCGCUCUGCAAAGUGAGUGUGCAUCUCUCAGUGCUGAAAAGGAGGAACUCCUCAAGGCUCACCAGAAAGAGAAGGUCAGCCUGCAGACCGACUAUGCAGCGCUGCGCUCUGAGAAAGAGGCCGUUCUGCAGAAACACAAGCAGCUGGAGAACGACCUUGCCAGUUCGCGUGCCCAGAAUGCUGAGCUGAGCAGCAGCCUCAAAGCCCUGGAGAGAUCCCAGCAGGAGUUUGAGAAGAGGCUUUCAGCCCUGCAGCUCGAGCACCAGCAGGACAGCACCAAACUGCAAACCCAACUGGACGAAGCGGACAGCCGCACCAAGACUCUGGAGAGAGAGUAUGAGGAGGCUAGGACAGAGCUGUCUGACCUUAAGGAAAAAUACGAAAAGACCGAGCAGGAAAAACAGUUGCUCACCGAUGAAUUGGAGGGGUGCAAAGCCGACAUGAAGGAAAUACAGGAGAAGGGAACAAAGAGAUCCCUAUUGCCGCCUGUUCAAGCCAUAGUCAUCGGCCUUAUCCUGGCUUUGCUGUAUUGGUGCUUCGGCGCAUUGUGCAGUGGAUGAUCUGGGGCCCUGUGGUCGCCGUAGCUCUAACAGCUGUGACUGCUGUUGCCGUGCUCUUCAGGACCUGAGGGCAAUGUACACACACUCAAACAUAAGCGAAACCCGUAUUUGUCAUCAGAUUCCUGUGCACUGAAACUGAAAAAAAAAAAACUUGCCCUCUUAUCAUAUCUGCACAUUCAAUUUGGAGGGCUCAUCCUUAACACUGUAACAUUUUUAAGAUGCUCUAUUUUAGAUGACAGAGAGGUUAAUAAAAGAAUGUCUGUUCGUGUGUAAAUCAACCACUUUGUUUGUACGUCUGUUAUUUGAGAGUCGGGUUGGUUUGCUAUCGUGACUUACAGGAUUAUCUAUUAAUGAAUGUAAAGAUACUCGACGUGUUUCAUUAAUUUUGGAAUAAAUAUGAUGAAAAUUUAGAUGGAUGCCCUUAAGCUUGAACCUCCCUAAAUGUAACACAUCUCUGUAACUGUGAGAAUAAUAAAAACUGUCACAAUA